Stomoxys calcitrans (stable fly) is the source of this 1612-nucleotide messenger RNA. RefSeq names its product probable cytochrome P450 4p3. The record is from RefSeq and is a predicted model, not a curated record. Gene Ontology annotation, molecular function: monooxygenase activity; heme binding; oxidoreductase activity, acting on paired donors, with incorporation or reduction of molecular oxygen. The transcript has 6 exons. The coding region runs from base 70 to 1608 and encodes 512 amino acids. Lineage: Eukaryota; Metazoa; Arthropoda; Insecta; Diptera; Muscidae.
CAGUUGUUAACAAAACUUGUAUGUGAAGAAACUUAAAACACAGUUUGUAGUCGUUCGAAGAGCAAAAAAAUGUUUUUGUGGACUUUGGCUGUGGGAUUUGUACUAAUUUUGUUUAUCAAAAGAUUACAUCGCGAUUUUCAUAUUUUGGCUUUCUUUGCUCCCAGAAUUAAGACAAAAGAUGGCAGUGAUGUUGAGAAAAUUCUGCCAACUGUGCCAGGAAAAACUAUAUUUGGAAAUACAUUCGACACAGCUGGCUCAGAUUUUGUGGGCACCUUCAAAUAUAUACGAGACUGUGCUGCUCAAAUGAAACGCAGCUAUGCUUUAUACGUUAUUGGUAAAACGCUGGUAAAUGUCAUUGAUGCAGAAAUGGCCGAAAUGGUUUUCACCAACCCGAAAUUAAUAACCAAGGGAUUUGUCUAUGACUUUUUGAAACCAGCUCUGGGUGACGGUCUGCUAGCUUCCAGUGAUCGCAAGUGGCAUGCAAGGCGUAAAAUGUUAACGCCUGCUUUUCAUUUUAACAUAUUGGGCCAAUUUCAAGAAGUAUUUCAGGAAGAAAGUAUAAAGUUCGUGGAAAAAUUGAAUAACAUGAAAAUGGACGUAGUUGUAUUGGAUGAAUGCAUACCAAAGUUUACUCUUAAUGUUAUAUGUGAAACCGCUUUGGGUGUAAAAUUGGAUGAAUGCUUAAAUGGUGAUGAAUAUCGUGAAAAGUUUUGCGUUUUUGAAGAAUGUUUCAAUAGACGCACCAACAAUCCACACCUAAUGAUCGAAACCAUUUACAAAAUGUUUGAAGAACACAAAUAUCUACCUGCUCUACGAAUAGUUCAUGAUUUCUCCAGUGAUAUUAUCAAAAAGAAAAGAGAAAUAUUUGCGGAAACAUUAGAAAAUGGAAAGGAGUUUCAUGUUGAGGAAGAUCAAGUAUUUUCCAAAAAACGUUACGCCAUGUUGGACACUUUGUUGCGUGCCGAACAAGAGGGUCUCAUAGAUCAUGAAGGCAUCUGUGAAGAAGUUGACACCUUUAUGUUUGAGGGAUUCGACACCACAUCGAUGAGUUUAAUAUUUUGUCUUAUGAAUCUAUCACUGCAUCCAGAAAUGCAAGAACAAUGCUAUCAGGAAAUACUAGAGCAAACACAUAAUGAUCUCAAAGGCUUAGAUAUAGCUCAGCUCAAUGGAUUGAAAUAUUUGGAAUGUUUCCUUAAGGAAUCGAUGCGUCUUUAUACUACAGUUCCAGCGAUAAUGCGUGAAACCAUUGAAGAAACACAUCUCCCAAAUGGUUUGAUUUUACCACCUCAUACAUUUAUAACAUUGCAUUUGUUCGAUUUACAUCGUAAUCCUAAACAUUUCAAAAAUCCAGAGGUUUUUGAUCCCAAUAGAUUUCUACCCGAAAAUUCAAGAGACCGCCAUCCAUAUGCUUUUGCACCAUUUAGUGCGGGUCAAAGGAAUUGCAUUGGACAAAAAUUUGCCAUGUUGGAGAUGAAGACCCUAUUGACCCACAUUCUUAAGAAUUUCAAAAUUCUGCCUUUAGUCGAUCCUAAGACAUUUAAGUUUAAAUCUGGCAUUAUUAUAAGACCUAAAAAUGAAGUGAAAGUAAAGUUUGUUAAAAGACAAUAAAAGA